GCGCCUGCGCGAAGUGUCGCUUUCGGCCGUCGCUGGCGCAGGCGAGUCGGAGGGCGCGGGGCAGCCGGAAACCGGGGUGAGGGACGCGGCCCGCUCGCUGCCCGGCGCGGAGGAUGAGUGGCCGGCGGGAGAUGGGCGAACAGAUGCACCACUGCAAACGCUACCGCUCUCCUGAGCAGGACCCCUACAUGAGUUACAGAUGGAAAAGGAGGCGGUCUCGCAGCAGGGAGCACUAUGAGGGGAGAGCGCGGUAUCCAGUUCGCCGGGAUCUUUCAAGGAGAUCACGUUCCAGAAGCCAGGACAGAAUGCCAUACCAGAGAGGGUACCGAGACAGAACAGACAGCGAAGUCUACAGGUUUGAAGAACAGAGCCCAUCAUUUGGAGAGGACUAUUACGCUGCCCGUCGCUCACGCCAUCAGCGGAGAGACAGAGAGCGUCACCGGACAAGGAAGCACCAGCACCGCUGCCGGAAACGCAGGACCAGGUCUUGUAGCAGUACCUCCUCGAGAAGCCAACAGAGCAGUAAGCGCAGCAGGAGCGUGGAAGAUGACAAAGAAGGCCACCUGGUGUGCAGGAUCGGCGAUUGGCUCCAAGAGCGAUACGAAAUUGUCGGGAGCCUCGGCGAAGGCACAUUUGGCAAAGUCGUGGAGUGCAUGGACCACGCCAGAGGCAAAUCUCUGGUAGCUUUGAAAAUUAUUCGAAAUGUGGGCAAAUACCGUGAAGCCGCCAGGCUAGAAAUUAAUGUCCUAAAGAAAAUUAAAGAAAAAGACAAGGAAAAUAAACACUUGUGCGUCCUGAUGUCGGACUGGUUCAACUUCCACGGCCACAUGUGCAUUGCGUUUGAGCUGCUGGGCAAGAACACCUUCGAAUUCUUGAAGGAGAAUAACUUCCAGCCGUAUCCCCUUUCACAGAUCCGGCAUAUGGCCUUCCAGCUUUGUCAUGCCUUGAGGUUUCUUCAUGAGAAUCAGCUGACUCACACUGACCUCAAACCUGAGAACAUCUUGUUUGUCAACUCAGAAUUUGAUACUUUGUACAAUGAGAAAAAGAGCUGUGAGGAGAAGUCUAUCCGGAACACGUGUAUCCGGGUGGCAGACUUCGGGAGUGCCACGUUUGACCACGAGCAUCACACCACCAUUGUGGCUACUCGGCAUUAUCGCCCGCCAGAAGUCAUCUUGGAGCUGGGCUGGGCACAGCCGUGCGAUGUCUGGAGCAUCGGCUGCAUCCUCUUUGAGUACUAUCGCGGGUUCACGCUCUUUCAGACUCAUGAAAAUAGAGAGCAUCUUGUGAUGAUGGAGAAAAUCCUCGGUCCAAUUCCACAGCAUAUGGUCCGCAAAACACGGAAGCAAAAGUAUUUUCACAAGGGAAGCCUGGUGUGGGAUGAGAACACUUCUGACGGGAGAUACGUGCAAGAGAACUGUAAGCCGCUGCAGACAUACAUGCUGCACGAUUCCACCGAGCACAUACAGCUGUUCAGUCUUAUGAGGCAGAUGCUCGAGUUUGAUCCCGCCCAGCGGAUAACGUUUGCCGAAGCGCUGAUCCACCCGUUCUUUUCCGGCUUGUCCCCAGAGGAACGGCGGCUGUGCUGCAGAGAUUCAAGCCGGGACCUGAGCAGAUGACAGGUGGGGAGGGCAGAGUUUCCUGCAGUUUGUGUACAUACCCAGAGAUCGGCCUGGUCUCCUGUCGGGCAGCCGCCAGCAGUCCUCCUGUAGCGCAGUGUUCCGAGGUGCUGGUGCAAGGUCAGAUUGGACCCUGGACACGGGAGGGGCAGAGGCAGCGACCCAGAAGCACAUAUUUGUCUCAUAUAUUUAUAUGUUGUAAAGUUGAAAUAAAGUGUUUCAUAUUGUUUGAUAAUUUACUUGUAUGACUGUGUCCACCUAUUUUUGCUCCCUAUCCUACUGAUUUUUUUUUCUGUUGAACAAUAAAACAGUGGUUUUAUAUCUUGCCACAAAUCUA
Molecule: messenger RNA, 1953 nt
Organism: Varanus komodoensis (Komodo dragon)
Lineage: Eukaryota; Metazoa; Chordata; Lepidosauria; Squamata; Varanidae
Gene: CLK3
Product: CDC like kinase 3
Exons: 13
Coding region: 114-1616 (500 amino acids)
Biological process (GO): protein phosphorylation
Molecular function (GO): protein kinase activity; ATP binding
Source: RefSeq, a predicted model, not a curated record